Messenger RNA from Trichoderma asperellum CBS 433.97, 831 nucleotides. The record is from RefSeq and is a predicted model, not a curated record. Lineage: Eukaryota; Fungi; Ascomycota; Sordariomycetes; Hypocreales; Hypocreaceae.
AUGGAUAUUGGCGCCGGAUUCGAUAUGGACCCUCCUUUGUCUAAAGAAGUUGUUGACAGACAAAUCCGGGGACGAGAACAUCCCAAGCUUCCCUUUGAGGGCCAUAAAUUUGUGCGUUUCAGUCCGAAAGUCUCAGGGGCCAUCGCGAGUAGAUCAGGAGUGAAAUGUUAUAUUAAUACAGUUACACGUGUUGCGAGGGCGCAUUUUGGUUCGCGUGUUCAGUGUUGGAACGAAGGUGCCGACCAGUAUGGUGUCCAUGACUGGAAGAAAGUCCACGAGUCAAUCAGGUCUUAUGAGCAGCUGGGUAUCGUUGCCCGGUUCAGCAUAUCUAAAGGCACACAAAUUAUUUGCGAGAAGCCAUUUCUCAUAACUGUACUUAUGCCUCCUGACAAGCUGGAGUCGUUUCUCGCGAAGAAGUUAAAGGCAAUGUCAAAAGCAUCACAACGGCAGUUCUUUUCUCUUCACAACAACUUCCAUGGGAACGCCAAGAAGCACAAAACCAUCUACGCCAUUCGAUCAAUUGAGAGAGGAGCAGAAAUUACAAUUUCCUAUGAUCAUGGGGGAGCCUCAAGGGAACGACAGGUAUUUUUGAAAGACCCUUUCGGUUUCCGAUGCGUUUUUCUGGAGCAGGAGCUUGAUGGCUGUGCUAGUGCGAUGAUUGCUAGGCUCUACUACGACGCUUUCCACAUUAUCAUCGCGCAUGGGGAUCAAGCGCGGGCCAGUAUGUUUGCAGAGAGAGCUUAUAAGGCCAGGGUUAUCUGUGAGGGUGAGGAUAGUCCAGAGACACUGAGGGUGAAGUCUCUCGCAGUAAAGCCAGCAGAUCAUAACUAA